Messenger RNA from Schistosoma rodhaini, 9025 nucleotides. The record is from the annotation of a GenBank genome assembly. Lineage: Eukaryota; Metazoa; Platyhelminthes; Trematoda; Strigeidida; Schistosomatidae.
UCUAGCUGUUUAAACCAACAAGAUAUUAUUGACUGAAUUAGACUCACUAUUUCUCCAUAAGAUAUAACAACACCAACCCUUUCGAGCAUGCUCAGACCAUAGAACAUAAAUCCUUGGUAAAAACUCACUCCAUAUUCUACAAAAGCUAUUUAAACUGAUCUUCGGUUUUAACCCGAGUGUGUGUUGUUUAAAUCCAUACUUUCUUCAGUAGUUAGGCUGGGUUGAAUUUCUUGGGGUUGUUAGGGUACCUUGGUUAUCAUGAGCAAAAUCCCCAGAAAAGGUGAGAGUUUAAGAGGUCAUGUAAAAAAUCUGUAUGUAUAAAUAUCUUUUUAAGACUUCGUAUACCUAUACUCACAUUUUAACUGACCUUUUAUUUAGUCGUCGCCCUACAAAGCAAGAAGAAAAACAAGCAAAUUAAGAAAAAUGCCACAAAAGACAAACCUACUGGAAACAAGUGUAACGGUGCUGUAGAAGAACGACUUCAAACGCAGGACGACUCCAUGCCAAAAUCUGAACAAGAGCCAACAUACUGUGAGUACUCGCGAGAUGAAGAAGUAUUGGAGGAGGAAGAGAUUCUCGGCAGUGAUGACGAUGAGCAAGAAGAUCCUCGGGACUACUGUAUAGGUUGGUACUCAUUUUAAGUAGGUUAAUCCAAUCUAGGUGGAUACCAUCCUGUUAAGAUCGGGCAGGUAUAUAAUUCGCGUUACCACGUCGUCCGUAAGCUUGGUUGGGGGCACUUUUCCACUGUAUGGUUAUGCUGGGAUUUAUGGUUAGCUCAAUAUUACAUUGUACUAACGUCUAUAGUUCAAAACGUUUCGUUGCAAUGAAAGUAGUCAAGAGUGCUCCGCACUACACAGAAACAGCUCUUGAUGAAAUCAAGCUGCUGUCAUGCGUAAGUUUCCGGCAAAAAAAUAAUUUAGUUAGGUCCGCGAAUCUGCCCCAGAUGAUCCAUUCCGGAAGAAAACAGUUCAAUUGCUAGAUGAUUUCAGAGUGUCUGGUGUAAAUGGGAACCGUAUCCUUUUAUCCUAUUGUUCAUUUACUCGUACCCAUCGAGUUUUCUAAUUACGUCAUUCUGGUAUGUAUUUUCACCAUCUUUAUCAUCGUAGUGAGACUCCCUGGCCAUGCACAGUCAUACCCUUAGACGUCGAAACUGGGUCCACCCAGUAAUUUUCGCUACAAUCUGCCAGUGUAUGGGAUUCUAUACGUAAAAUCACCAUGGUGCCAAACAGCAGAAAUAUCUUGGCAGCUCUUGAGAAUAUCUGGCUUGUUGCAUACUUUCUGCAAUGUAUAUCUCUAAUUUGCUUUGGCAAUCUACUUGCCAUUAAAAUCUCCAUAAUUCAUUUCGCCGGUUACAUAUACCUUACACGCAGACUUCCCGAUGACGUGCACUGAUAAAUCCCAACAUCCAACAUUUCUGGGUUCUCAGUAGUCCAUGCAUUUGCUUUGUAUUGUAAUUAUCAAUUAGCCAUAGGCAGUUUAAUAACUUUUUAAGCUACUUGCUAUCAGCGUAUAGGGCUUGUUCUGUAAUCAUUGUUUUUAAGCACAUGCUAUCAACCACAAUAUGCUUAAGCUCUUAUGUCUCAUUUUUCGAAGUCUUCAUGCUAUGGUUUUUUUAACUAUUACUUAGAUGUCUGUAUGAUAUUUGAGGUUCUUGGCCAUAAUUUAUUAAAGCUUAUAAUCAGGUCUCAGUACCGAGGCAUUCCGCUCGAAAAUGUUCGUUCUAUUAUUAAACAAGUAAGUAUAGAUUAUCCUAUUUUCCUUCAGUGUUCGCAACUUCCAAGUUGCUGUUUGUGUCGUUUCCACGGUCUUGCUUUUAUUGUGCUUCUAAAUUAUUGAUGCCCAAGCGAAAUUAGCUCAAGCCCUUACUAUAUAUAUAUAUAUAGAGAGAGAGAGAGAGAGAGAACUAGUCAAUAAACGCACUUCGUUGCAAACAUUAUCCAGGAAACUUACAGUUGGUAAACUGGCUUGCCAGUAUACCAAGUAUUAGUUUACAAAGGACGUUCUUGGAAAUUCAAACAGAUUUCAGUAAGAAAUGUUAACCAUUGAAACGCUAGAGCAACGUAGUGGCCGUAAUAAAUACCUGAUUAGGAAGACUAUCAACUUAUCACAGUGACGCGUGAAUUAACUACUGGUUACCUGGACCAUGAGAUUUGUUUAUUUGAGAGGUCAGGGUACUUCGGCACGUUUGAUAAUAAGCUAAGCGUAUAACCAUCGACAGACUAAAUCCUCGAGAGAUAUUUGGAAUUUUUCCUCACAGAUAAUCUCUGAUAUUAAGUGGACAUUUGUUGUUUUCAGCGUUCAUUUUUUUGAGGACCAGAUGUACCAAAACUGGUUUCUAUGUUAUCCCAGUAUUUUGUAAAACAGUUGUAUCAUUGGUACAAGGAAGUUCCAUAUCACUCAUUAAGUGGGCCCUACUCAUGGCAUCAGUAGAAGCUCACUGAGAGUAAGCUUACGAAACGUUUGCGUUUCCCUGUAGCUUGUGACAAUCACUAAGUUUAUGAUCCUAAGUUAGGAGGUCGCGGAAAUUCAGCCCUCUCCCCUGAAGUAUCGAUACCAUGUAAAAUAUACUGAGCGAGUCAAACAGUUUGUUAGGUGAAUUUUCAUCCCAUUCAGCAGUGUAUGCAAUUGUAUAAUUGCUCCUAAAAAGCAGUAAUAGGUGAGGUCUAUGGAAAUUUAUGGAAAUUUUGUUUACUCAUCUAAACACAAAUAAACACGCCGCACAAACAAACCAAGCUGUGAAAUGAUAAACAGAGAAUGAAUACGAUCAUGAAACAAAUGAGUAAAAAUAAGUAAACAAGGAUGUACGAUGGGUGAGACAGUUCAUCUAAGAAAAGUGCUAUCAGAGUCUUUCUGCUUAUAGCAAGGCCGCCACUACUAAGCUAUGUUUGAUAACCUUAAGUCACUAAGUUGCGUUGUCUAUCGGACCCCAACCAAAGCGCUGUAAUAUACUGAUGACAGUUUCAUACAAUUUACUUUCACACCCCAACACCGUAUCCUACAGUGAACAAUUCUGCUUUUCCAACCACUUUUUAAUAUUGGCAAAUAAAGCGCGAUAUUUUAUGUUUGGUCUUGGCGUGUAAAGUAACCAAAGCGUAGUCAUCGUAAGUAUAUAUGGGAUUCUCACUGUCGCCGUUAUCUAAACUGUCAGAUCCUUAAAACUUACUCAUUUUUUAUAAUCGAAAAGACGCUGGAUUUACUGUAUGUUUUAGGCUUUUAAUCAUAAAAUAACUAAUAAAUUAUUUAAUAAAUGAUUAUCUUAUCUUUAGACCCUUCAAGGACUUCACUACUUGCACACAAAGUGUCACAUUAUUCAUACAGAUAUCAAACCGGAAAACAUUUUGGUUUGUAUUUCGGAUUCUCAAAUUCGUAGGAUGGCAGCGGAGGCCCUCGAUGCUCAAAGGCGAGGUGUACAGCUGUCAGGUUCUGCAGGUGAGAUUUUUUAGUAACAAUUUUUUAAUUGAUUACAAAACGAAGCUUAAAUGGUAUCCGUACAGAAUAAUCUAGCAAGUCAAGUUAUCAUAUUCGGUAGUAUUUUAAAUCUUUGGUGGAUUAAAUUAUAGCUCUUGACGGGGUUGUAAUCCCGCGAUUCAUAAGUUUAAAUACCUAACUCUUCACUAUCGAUAACACGUCUAGUUCAUGUUUUAAUUAUCCAUAUUCAAAUACACCGUUGAAUCGACAACUGUAUCUCUGCUGAUGUGGUAUGACAACUCGAACUGAUGUACGUACGUACGAAGUUCUACGUUGUAACUAACUGGCUGACUGUUCCAAAACUAUGUGCAGAAGUCUAUAUUUAGUAUCUAGACUAUAUCAUAUUCUCGCUGAAAAUGGGGAGAAUUGAAUCAUAAGACAAGUCAUUUUGUAGUAUACACUAACUACCAAAUGCUUUGUAAGGAUAUUCUAGUUGUUCGUGAUUCGCAUAAUUUUUAUUCUCUCACAGAUUCACUACAUUGUGAUGGCACUAAUUAUCAAACAUUUUGUUUAGACCGUUAUGGUUUGUUGCCUAUAAUCACUAACAAUGAGUCCGUUAACGUAGCUACUGUAUAUGUUAAACAAUCAUUAACUCAUCCAAUACUCAUUCGUCCCCAGUCUACUAACCAUAACUUCGGGAUGGUCACCCAUGUCGCUUGUUUUGUAUUAUUAGGACUUUAAGUCACGUGAUCGUAUUCGUAUGAGACCAUAAGUCACCAUAACCAUUAAAUUUUAAUAUACACAUUACUGAAGUAUUAUUAGCAUAAAUCUAAGUAAAUACUCUAUAGUUAAUUCACUAAUUAAGGGAUGAUACUAGAUGUAGUAGCAGUUAGUGAGUUAAAUAUUUUAAAAUUAGGAUUUUGUACAAACACCAUAAACUAUUUACUUAGUGAAUGUCAUUAAAAUAUGGACUAAAUCUUCAGUGAAUAACUUUGCUUUAUGAUUCGGAGUUGAUAACAGUAGUGCAAGUGCAUUCACUAUUUAUCGUUCCCCAAAUUGUGUGCUUUAGUACUAAUCCAUACUUUUCGUUCCUCGAAUUCAUCUCCGAGUAGCGUCAUCCAUUGUUUAAUCUUUCUCACUGUCAUUAUACCCAUUAUAUUGACUUUGUAUUCUUGUUAACUUCGUCAACUUGGCAUUGCAUCUAAUUCACAUUUGUACUAGGCUCUAUAAAUGACAUGGUUAUUCUCACAAUCCUAAGAUACUGUUCGUUAACUAUUCCUCAACUGAAUUAUACACUAUUGAUACUUUAUUGAAAAUCGAUGGUCACCUAAAUAGAUCUUAGGGGUGAUUUUAUCCGGGGCUCUCAAAUUUGUGUUCACUUGCUGAUUUUCUACGUAGCACUGUAAAACUCUUGUGUUGUAAUUUUAAUUCAUUAUAGCGUAAGCUUUUAAGUCACAAGUUAAUUUCGUCUUAUCUACACUGUUGUUGUCCUAACUUAUCACUAUUCUGAUCGUUCCAAAAAUCUGCAUUUUGCUGACUAUUUAAAUGCUAACAUCAUGAGUAACCUAUUUAUUGACACCUGAAAGCUAUUCAUAUUUUUUAGUUGCAUAGGAUUUAUUCAUUGGUAAGUCACUCCCAAACGUCACUGAAAUCUAUGUAGGGUUUGGUACGUCAUCUUUUAGUCUGCUACCCAAGCUUUUGAGUUGUAAUGUGGAGAAUUUUAUUUUUUACUUACGCCUGUUACUCCCAAUGGAGCAUAGGUCGCCGAUCAGCUUUCUUUAACCUACUCUGUUCUGGACCUUCUUUUCUAAUUCUAUCCACUUUUUGUUCAUUCUUCUCAUGUCUGUCUAUUUCUCGGCCUGUAGCUCCUCCGGGGGCUACUGCCGGUCCCAAGCCCGGGUAAAGAAGGAGGGUUGGGCAUGGGGUUAGCGACCCCAUCCCGUAGAAAAGCUAACUCGCUAAAAACGCUAACCAGAAAAAAUUAAAACCAUUUAAAUGUGAAGAAAUUAGGUGUUUAAGACAUUCAAGUUUCUCCACUAGGUCUCAGGUUCAAACCUUCUCCAUUCACUCCAGUUUGGGCACCCAGAUAGUAUCACUAUUCAUCAUAGAUAAAGUAUAACCAGCCGAGUACAUAAAUCUCAAUAAAUUAAACAAAUCCCACUUAUAAGGUCCAUAAAUCUACAAUUGAUUGAUCACUGAGUUGUAACCAAUGCCAUGUACGUCAAGUUUUUAGUACUGAUCGAAUUAUAUUAGUCAAGUUCAUAAAUUUUAUAGAUAGGAUGAUGAAUAUCAUUAGUAGGCUUUUACAUAUGCUCUUCAAAUAUUGUUCGACUCUUAUCCAUUUUCUUAUACAGUGAGCACUGCACCCAAAGAAAAACAAGAUAACACGAAGAUGACAAAAAGUCGCAAGCGCCGUCUAAAAAAGCAACAAAGAAAACAACAAGCACUUUUAGAACAGGAACUUGAUGAAUUAGAGGAAUUGGAAUCACAGGAGCAUGAACGUCGUUUGUUGGAUAUGGGACUGAUUCCUGCUGACAGUGAACAAAACCAUGAAGAGCUAGAACAAGUGGAUGAAAAACCUAAAAGAGAUUCAGAAGUAUCCCCAGAACAGUCAUACUCGAAUGAGGCUAAUACUACCCCAACAACAGACUCAUACAAUAUCAGUCAAAGCAAAGAUUGUCAUCCUACAACAAAUAACACUGGAUCACCCAACGCCUCUACAAUGCCACAGUGUAAAAAUGACACAGAAGAGUCAAAAGAUCAUACUAAACAUGAACAGAAUAAGGGUCCAACUGACUUGUCGGAAGAAAGUGAUCAAUUUCUACAAAAAGACAAUGAAAGUGGCAGUGGACUGGCUGUUCGUCGUCGAGUUAAAAAGCUUCCAGAUCAUUCUGGUGCUGCCGAUGACAAGGCUGAUAUUCCACUGGCUUCUGUGACUGAACCACAGAAAACGACAAAUACUGGUGAUCGUAGGUCCGUAAUCAUUCAACCAGAUGGGCUUUUGGCAGCAGCUGCAGCAUCAGUGAUGUCUAGUACUUCUCAUUCUCCACCGGAAUCCUCAGCAAACGAUGGCCGAGCUCAGGUCAAAUCGAAUUUCACGAACUCAAGGUCAAAUGAAACUGAAGGAAAUGAAAAGAAACUUAAUUCUGAGUCUAAAUCAACUCUGACAGCAAACAGUACUGGUGAAGGUAGCUCCAAACGGUUGAGUUUGGUUGCACCAUCUAAUAACAAUUCAGCUUCUGGUCAAAGUGCUUCAAACAAACGUCGGUCACUGCUUUUCGAGACUGUGAUACAUGAACCUGAUGCUAGUAAAGAGCCGUGUGAUAUUGAAGUGAAAAUCGCCGAUUUGGGUAAUGCAUGCUGGACUUAUCGUCAUUUUACUGAGGAUAUUCAGACUAGACAGUAUCGAGCCCUGGAGGUUCUCAUUGGCUCCGAAUAUGGACCACCCGCAGAUAUUUGGAGUACGGCUUGUAUGGCUUUUGAAUUGGCUACGGGUGAUUAUCUUUUCGAACCUCAUUCUGGCGAAGAUUAUACACGAGAUGAAGACCACCUAGCACAUAUCAUUGAAUUAUUAGGCCCCAUACCUAGAAAUAUUGCUCUUUCAGGAAAAUACUCCCGUGAAUAUUUUGAUAAACGAGCUUGUUUACGUCAUAUACAUCGCUUGAAACCUUGGAAUUUAUUUAAUGUCCUCACUGAGAAAUAUGAUUGGCCACCAAGUGAAGCGGCUCUUUUCACCAGUUUUUUGGAACCAAUGCUCGCUUAUGAUCCUAAUAAAAGAGCGUCCGCGUGGGAUUGUUUACAACAUUCCUGGAUAACUGGUCAACCGUAUUCCCCAUCAGUUGAAGAAGGCCUACCAAAUCAUAUCCCAUUUGGAGUGAAUAUGCCAGAUCCAUUGAUGGGUGACGUCUUAUCUAAUCCUGGUACAUAUUACCAUCCACAUAUCAAUCAACCAAAUGUUGUAGACCCCGCAAAUACUGCUGGCUUGUGUUACAGUCAACACCCACACUUAAACAAACAAUAUCCGACAGUCCAUUGCGUUGCUCCACAAUCUAGAAACAGUCGUUCUGUCAACUACAUACCACCUGAACUAUCUUUCAGUGGAAAUGUCAAUCCAUCUGAAUAUCACUUAUCCUAUGGUUCCGAAAUGGUUGUGGGUGGGGAGAAUAUGCCGAAUCGUAGUAUGUGUUUACCGGAUUCUCACUUUCAACCAUGGUCUUCAAAACUUAUGGGCUCAAAACGACUAGAUGUUGUUGGCAAUGUGGAUGGUCCAAUAAAAUUGGAUCCUGUUCAUGUUGGGAAUUUCAUACACAGUCUACCAGAUCUCAGUCCUGCUCCUAGUGAUGACGAUUAUGACGAAGAAGAUGACGAGGACGACGACGAGGAUGAUGAUGAUGAGACUAAGGAAGGUGAAGAAGAUGAAGAUGAAAGUGGAGAUGAUGAGGAUCCUCGAAUGCAUUCAUUACACCACCAUCAUCGUCAACAUCAUCAUCGUUCUCACUAUUAUGGACAUCCAUCUAAUACAUCAUCUGUUUAUCAGUUUUUGGAUCCACCCCAUAUAAUGCCGAUAGAAACUUCUGAUCAUUCACAUUACACUGACCCUUUAGCUAUGGCAGUAGCUGCUGGACUACCACCUAGUAAGGCUGCUAUACUAGCUUAUGCAGCACAAGCUCUUGGACCAGAUACUGUUUGGGCUGGUUUAGCUGCAGCAAAAAAACGUCAACAACAGCAACAAGCGCAACCAACGAGUAAUACAGAAGAGACAACUUCCAAUUCACUCACAAAUAACGAUCAUGUCAUAUUAACUACCUCAACUGGAAAAGCUGAUGAUGUUGGUACACCAUGCAACACUGAUUCAUUGCAACAACAAAAGAAGGAAAUAGAUAAUGAAUCACAUAACAGUGGACUUGAUGUAGAAGAUGUAUCUAAUUAUUUCUCAACUUCACUUGAAGUACGUUCUGCUACAAGUUCUACAACCGAGGAUAUAUCUAAUACUCCCGAUUAUGUGAAUAAUAUAUCAGAUAUAAGGAAUUUUGAUUCUGAAUUGCAGCAUACAGUGAGUGAAACUAUCACCCAUCAAUAUACUGAACCGACAGAAACGCUUACAGAAGCUUAGUUUUCAAAUUCCAAUUUAUCUGAUCUCUAUCUCCUGUUUUGUGGGAACCACCUAUAGGCUUUCAUUUUAUUACUCUUAUCUUAAUUCACAUUCACUACUAUCUCAUAAAACAAAAUGCCGUCUGUAAUUCGAAUGUUCUUAUUAGAAGAAAAAAAGAUUUUCAAAUUAGUUCAUCUUAUUUAAUGAUGUCUAUUAUUAUUAUUAUCAACAUCAUAUUAAUAUCAAUAAAUUAAAAGUUUGAUGAACACAUUCACCGAUUAGUAAUGGUGGUUUUUCUGUCAAUUAUGUCUUCUUUUUUGUUUUCAGUUUACAUUCAUCAUUUCUCUCGACACAUGUGGUUGGUUUUUAUACAUCAUAUGAAACAAACAGCCUCGUAAACUUUCUCACAUAUAUAUGCAUAUAAAGACGUUGUUUCAAUUUAUUCUUUGCUUUUAUCCAAUCCAACAUAUCUACCCUCUCAAUUUAUUUGAAACAUAUUGUUCCAAGAUCAGAUGUAAAACCGGG